Enhydra lutris kenyoni (northern sea otter) is the source of this 1014-nucleotide messenger RNA. Its product is annotated as basic proline-rich protein-like. The transcript is spliced from 3 exons. The record is from RefSeq and is a predicted model, not a curated record. Lineage: Eukaryota; Metazoa; Chordata; Mammalia; Carnivora; Mustelidae. Bases 1 to 1014 code for a protein of 337 amino acids.
AUGCCGGAAAAGCACAGGGGCCUGAAUAACCUCACAGCUUCACCCUUUCCAGACCAGCCAACUUCAGCGGAGAAGGAUGCUACGCGCCAACGCGUUUUUAACAGGACCCGGACCGAGGGGAGGAAGCUCCCCGUGCAGCGGUCCUCGGCGCCGCCGCCGCGAGCUAGGCUCCCGGUUAGAGACCCCCGCCCCGCCCCGCUGCGCUCUCGCCGGCAGCCCAGGAAGGGGGCAAAGCCACCCGCACCCAAAGUUUUGCUCGCGGCUGUCUGCACCCCCUUCCCCCGUCCCGGGCUCGAGCAGCCGGUCGUGCGGGAUCGCGACCCGGGCAGGACCGCACCGAGGCUCCUAUCACGCGCCCCCCAGGUCCCGCGGGGGGCGCCGGGCUCCGACCAGCGGCCGGCUCCCAACUUGGGCGGCUGGGGCCGCACGGCUCCGCUCCCGCCGGCGACAGAGCCCCGCAGGGCGCGUCUGACCCGCGAGCGCUCCCGCGGCCGCCCGGCCCGCUGCGUCAAGCCCCGCCGCCCGCUUCGCGGCCCCGACGGCUCAGGCUCGCCCCGGCCCCGCGCCUACCUUGAGCCAGCGCCCGGAGCAAGUGCAGCUGCAGCGCCAGGAGCGCCCACCAUCCGCGCCUCCCGCCCGCGCUCAACUUUGUCGCCGGCCGCCCGCCGCGCUCCCCCGAGUCCCGGCCGGGGCUCUCGGGCGCCGCGCGGGCUCCCCGGGGCCGCUGCCGCCGCUCGGGGUCGGGCGAGGACCCCCGCGGCCGCCCCGGCCCGCCGCGCCGCCGCCGCCCCGGGCCAUGCUGAGGAGGAGCCGCCGCCGCCGCCGCCCGCGCCCGGCCUCGGGCCCCGCGAGCGGGACGGGCGGGCGCGCCCCCGCAGCCGGAGCGCCCUGGCCGCGCCGCGUCUCCCGGAGGGUCCGGCGGGCUCUGAGGAGGAGGAGACGUCGCCGCCGCCGCCGCCGCCGCCCCCGCCCGGCGCUGAGGAGAAAGUGCGCCCGCCCGCGCGCCGGCGCUAG